AUGUCGGCUGUGACGCCGGAACACAAUGCGAAUUUUUCGUUAGCGAGUCUCUCUGAUUAUCUUUUGGAAGAGGUCUUCUCACAUUUACCGCAGCCGGAUCGACUUAACAUGUGUCUUGUCAAUCGCAGGUUUUACCAAGUGGCCCUUAAACUGGUUUAUCGGAGAAUUUAUUUGAAUGAUUCUAAUGUGGUAAGGAGCGAUUUUAUGAAUUUGGCAAUCAAUUGGACGCUUUUGUCGCUACCUCCUUUGCUUUCCGAAGAGGAGUCGCGAUCGCUGGCGAACGACAAGUUAAAAAAAUUGAUAGCGACACUACAGUCCAACAACCAAGCCACACGGUGUGUGACGUGGAUCAGGAUUAACUGGGAUCUCGCCCCAUCAAUCCAAAAGACAAUUUUGGAAAUUCUGUGUAAUGAGGGCUCAGCUUUACAAAGACUUGAAAACGUUAUUGAUCCCAGCUGUAACGAUAUAAUAGCCACAGGGAAGAUCUCCAGUGGAAGUCUCACGAGUUUUGACAUGGCGCCCCCAAAUGCCAUGCCGGAACGUGAAGCGCCUCCAGACUACAUCCCAAAUCUCCAAAAAUUCAUUACUCGAAGGCUUUCGUCACGCAUCACGUACAUGAAUCUUUUCAUGGACCCUCUGCUUCUGUUUAAUUAUAUUACCCCAUUGCAUCAAAAAUUACAGGUCGCAGAUCUCAAGCUACACUGGAGAUGCGAGUUUUAUCCGCAACACUAUUUCACUACACCUGUCACCGAAAAAGUCCGCACGCGACUUUCGGACAUUUUUGAUAUACGAACCCUUAAAGUGUUAACCAUAAUUUCCUGGCACGAAAGUUUAAUGUCCAAAGAGAAGGAAAUUCUAAGACAAUUCGAAGAGUUCAAAAACGUCGAAGAUAUCUCACUAAUAUCCAUCAAACAAGACACGUUAGUGCUCAUGAGACUGUUUAGCAGUCUUUCUCAAAUAAAGCGUCUCAAGAUCGAUUUUGUCGGAGAGUCUCUUUUCCCAUCUGCUCGACCGGAGUUGUUUCUCACGAUUGUGCAUAGCUGUAAGGAUCUGGAAUUCUUGGAUAUGCGGUUCGAAGGUUUGGAUGUGCCUAUCAUAUCAAUUGAAAACGGUCUUUUCAAAAUAGCCCAGCAAUGUCACUGCGAAGCAUGUACCCAUCUCUUUGAGUCAGUUUUGAACGAAAAGAUAUUUCUCUUCCCCGAAGAUUUCAUCAUACAUGAUCUACAGGACAUUGUUACGAAAGAUAUUUUCAGUAUGAUGCGCCUAUACUCUCUUCUUCCUUAUUCCAAAGCUUGCGAUUCUUAUCCCAGCGUAAGGACUCAUCCUAUGGAUAUGGGAUCUUUCGUUUCGAUUGUAAACGAAAGACUGUUCAUGUACCGAAGCCAGAUGUCGCAGCUCACGCGACCUUCGGUUCUUUUCGAAAUGCAGAACGGGGACUGUGAGGAUCUAGACGAACUCGAGAUGCCCCAUUCGGCCAUUUCGAGAACAGACAUUGUCAAUUAUUACCAUGCGGUUAUACAUCAUUACCGCCGCACGUACGUUGCCCUGCUUCACCAAUUUCCAAAAUUAAGAUUUUUGAUCAUCAACGACAUUCCAACUGUAGUGACAGAGGAGGAUGGAGAUCGCGUUUUGCAUCCGGUAUUUUACAACGAGGGAUUCAAGAGCAACCUUGGCACUGCCUGCCAAAAAUCGGGGAAUUCACGAGAUGAUAAGGUGCUCGCGAUGAAAUCCGCUCAAAGGAAGGGCUGUAGGCGGGCAGCAUGA
Messenger RNA from Lachancea mirantina, 1764 nucleotides. NCBI's taxonomy places the organism in Eukaryota, Fungi, Ascomycota, Saccharomycetes, Saccharomycetales, Saccharomycetaceae. The record is from the annotation of a GenBank genome assembly.